UUAUCACAGCUGUGUUGGUGGCAGCGUGUCCCAGCCCCUCCACUCCUUCCUUUCCCCCUCUGGCCCUCGGUCCCGGUAGCAAGAGCACCCGCCAAGAUGGAGGCUUGUCCAGACAACAGCGCUCAGGCGGCACCGGCAGGAGGUCCGAACGUGGACCCGACGGACGACCUGGCCAAGCAGCUGGAGGACAUCAUCAGCACCUACCAGGCUGACGCCGUCCCCGCCGAGCCGGAGGACACGGAGGAUGUCCAGCCCAACAAGGACAGCAGACGGGACCAGAAGCUGGAGAAGAAGAUGCUGAAGAACUUGGGAAAGGAGGCCAUGCUGCUUAUGCAGAGCCUCAACAAGCUCCACACGCCGGAGCAGAAACUGGAAGCCACCAUCAAGAAGCACGCUGAGCUGCUGGAGGAGCACAGGAGCGACCAGAAGCAGCUGAAGGUUCUGCAGAAGAAGCUCCUGCAGGUGAUGAAGGACAAGGACCAGCUGCAAAGCGAGCACAGUCGCGCCGUGCUGGCUCGAAGCAAGCUGGAGGGACUGUGCCGGGAACUGCAGAGGCACAACAAGACCUUAAAGGAGGAGACGUUGCAAAGGUGCAGAGAGGACGACCUGAAGAGGAAAGAGAUCACCACCCACUUCCAGGGAACGCUGAGCGACAUCCAGGCCCAGAUCGAGGAGCACAGCACCCGGAACACCAAACUCUGCCAGGAGAACGGCGCCCUGGCCCAGAAGCUGAAGGACCUCAUCACGCAGUACGACCAGCGGGAGGCGAACCUUGAGAAGGUCUUCAAGCACCGAGACCUGAAAGAGAAGCUGCUGGACACCAAACUGACGCAGGCCAACAUGCUGCUGAAGGAGGCGCAGGAGAAGCACAAGCUGGAGAAGGAGCUUUUGCUGCAGCAGACCGCCGAGUACAAGACGAAGAUGAAGCUGCUGAAGGAGCAGGAGACGGACAUGAAGGCCCAGCUCGACGUCUACUCGCAGAAGUUUGACGAAUUCCAGGGCACGGUUUCAAAGAGCAACAGCAUCUACAGCGGCUUCAAACAGGACAUGGACAAAAUGGCCAAGAAGAUGAGAAAGCUGGAGAAGGAAUGUCAAUCAUGGAAGAGUCGCUUUGACGGCUGCAACAAGAGCCUCCUGGACAUGGUGGCGGACAAAGCUGUGAGGGACAAGGAGCUGGAGCUUCUCGCCCUCAAGAACCAGAAACUGGAGAACCUGUGCAGGGCUUUGCAAGACGAAAGGAAGAGCCUCUACGAGAAGGUGCAGGCGGCAGAGAAGGAGGCUGCCCAGGAGGACCGCCACCACCAUGAGGAGCAGGAGACCACUCCGACCCCCGCCCAGCCCCCUCUUACCUCCGAACCCCCCCUUAGCAAGGAACUGGCUCUGCUGAAAGCAGAGCAGGCUCUUCUGAAGGAGAUGGUCCUCGUCUCCCACGUCGUACCCACAGACGCCGCAGGAGAACCCUCCCACGGCGAGGAGCACCUGGAGAAGAGCAACAGCCAACACCUCCAGGAGGUGGAGGACCAUGGACCUCAAGAAGGAAAAGAUUUGGAACUGGAGUCUGUUGAUUAGAGAACAUUAGAGAACAUACGUACAUUUAAGAAAUAGAACAUCUCCCAUUUUUCAACAUUUGGUCUUUUACAAGAACAAAGUGCAAAUAUUCAUGUAAGGAGAUAUAAAGUCAAAAUAAAGUCCAAAUAUUAUGGGAAUAAAAUCAUAACAGGACGAGAGAUGCGAAGCAAAAAUAUUCCAAAAUAGUAUAAAGUCAAAAUAUUGAGGCCAAAAAGAGAAAAAAAUGUAAUUUUGCAAAAAGUUAAAAUAUUAAAGACAAAAAAAGUCAUUCGAAGUCGCAAUAUUAUGUAAGACAAAGAAAACAACAAACAAAGUUGUCAUUUGGGGAAAAUUAGCCAAAAAAGUUGUGUUACAAAAUAAAGUUGAAAUAUUAAAGUCAUAAUACUAUGUUUACAUUUUUAAAAAAGAAAUAAAAACAACACCAGACAUGAGGAAAAAACAGACGUCAUUUUACAAGAAUAAAGUCCAAAUAUUUAGAGAAAAAUUGGAAAAAGUCAGAAUUUGAUGAGAAUAACAAAAAUGACAAAAAACAAGAUCAAAUGGAAAAAAUGAGAAUAUAGCGACUAUUUUGUGCUUUUUCUAUUAAAAAAUAAUAAUAAUAAAAAAAAAAAGACGUCCAGGAGCUUUUGUUUUGUCUCCAUGGAAACGUAGCCGUGAAUCCAUGUGCUGUCACAGAGUGUAAAUCUAGCGCAUGGGCCCUUAAACCUA
Doryrhamphus excisus (bluestripe pipefish) is the source of this 2277-nucleotide messenger RNA. It is a transcript of the gene txlnbb, whose product is annotated as taxilin beta b. NCBI's taxonomy places the organism in Eukaryota, Metazoa, Chordata, Actinopteri, Syngnathiformes, Syngnathidae. Gene Ontology annotation, molecular function: syntaxin binding. The record is from RefSeq and is a predicted model, not a curated record.